GAAAUCGAGAACCAACAAAUUAUGUGUUCUUUUACAAAUAGAUAGCAAAUUCUCCGUUAUAUUAUGUUUUGUUCAUAAUUUUGUAUAUAUUUGUUAAUGAACUGUUGUUUAUUAGUUAAUUUUAUGUGUGUACUUUUGUACAAUGAUGUUAUCCAAGUUGAGUAUUAGGAAAAGUAAACAUCUAUUAGCAAGAGUAGCUUCUAAAUGCGCUCCUUGUGCCUUCUGCAUGCGGGAAGUAGACGAUGAAGUUAUUUAUGGUAAAUUAUAUGCUAUUGGCGACAUACAUGUCCACUAUUUUUGUGUGCUGCUCUCAUGCUGUCUAAUACAAAAGGGUAAAGAAGAAGAAGGCCUCUUUGGUUUCCUAUACCCUGAUAUUUUGGCGGAGAUUGAAAGAAGCAAGAAACAUCGGUGUUCAUAUUGCAACAAAGAAGGAGCGACCUUAGGAUGUUCCGUAUCACAAUGUAGGAAGCAAUUUCAUUUACCAUGUGGCAGAGAGAAAAAUGCUAUAUCUAUGUUUCACGGAAAUUACAAAUCAUAUUGUUGGAAGCAUGCACCUAAACAAAAGAUAGCAAAUAACAUAUUAGAAAACAUUAAGGAAAGAAAGAUAAAAGAAAGGAAAUUAAAAGCUGUAGUGGUGAAGGAGGAAAUUAUAUCUGAAGACAUACAACAAGAUAUGGUAUGUGUUAUAUGCUAUGAAAAAGUUGAUCCUUUUCCGUCUCUUGGGACAUUUUGGCCGCCUUGCUGUGCGAGAGAUGCCUGGUUCCAUAGAUGUUGUUUACAGAGAAUGGCCUUAAGUGCAGGCAUGCAUUAUUUAAAAUGUCCGCUAUGUAAUGAUAAAAAACAAUUCUACAAUGCUGUUAUGAGUCAAGGGUAUUAUAUACCAGAUAGAGACGCAGCGUGGGAACUAGAACAGAACGCGUUCGCUGAAAUAUAUGAAAGGAAAAUUGUUUGCAAUGUGCCAGAAUGCAAGUGUCCACAAGGAAGGGAACAUAAUAUUGAUAAUGGCCCAUGGGAUAUAAAACUAUGUCUUCUAUGCGGUAGUGUAGGCGCACACGCACUAUGCGCGGACAUACAUACGAAUUUGUAUGUAUGUGCUGUGUGUGAACCGGCUGCACCUAGUGAUGUGGAGUACUUGAAAGCUAUUGAUAGAUUGACACUUCCAGAUCCAAAUCAAAAUUUAUCAAGGUCGAGACAAGGGCCGAGGAUGCCAAGCCGAAUGUCGUUAAGAAGAACUAAACCGAAGUUAUUUGUUAAUAAUAUGCCGUCAAGUUCGAAUGUAAAUCAAGAAAAAGUUCAAACAAACGAUCAGACAUCAGAAAACACGAUAACAAGCAGGAGCGAGUUGAAUCUAAAACCGCCAAAGCGAAGAAUUUUCGAAUCGUACUACAAGAAUUUGGAAAAUAAACUACAAUCGCCUAUAAAACUAUUGGAAAAGAAGUUAGAAGACAUCGAAACGCUCGACAGUUUAGCGUGGAACUCUAGCGAAGUGAUAGAUGUUAUAAGAGAGAAAAUAAGGAAGCCGAGGCCUUUGGCUGUGAAGAAGAAAAUUGUGAAUACCGUUAUAGACAACGUUCUAAAUAAUAUAUUGAAAGAGCGACCAAAAAUAAAAGAACCAGUAAAAGAAUGGAUAUCGCCUAAAAAGAGCUGUGACAUAACUGAUGCUGUUUCUCAGAAAAUGGAAGUAGAUCUUGUUCAAGAUAUAAAGAAAGAACAUGGCAACACUCAAGAAAAUCCUAUAAUAUGUCAAAAUUUUACAAAUAUGUCGAACAAAAAUAAUAUAGAAAAUGAAAAUCAUAUGGAUACUUCCAAUAUACUAACUGAAGAGUUUCUUGAUAAAAAUCUACCGAUCAUUAGUCCUAAAUCAAAACCGGUAAUUGUCAAUACCGAUUCAGCAAUCGAAAUAUCGAAAAACGAUCAAAAACUAGAUAUUAAUGUUGUUAAAAUCGCGCCAAGUGACAAAGAUAAAAUUGUCCCGCUAAAAUUCAGCCCGCGUAAAGAAAUUGCUGGCAAAAACAUAGACAUUGAUGUAGAAAGCUUCAAAAAUCAAUAUUUGAACGAAGUCACCAACAAAAAUAAAACCGAUUCAAAAGAAGAAAAAUCGAAAAACCGUUCCGAAAUUCGAAAGACCAAAGACAAGAGACGUGAAAAAAAUAAAAGGGUCAAAUCGAAAAUUAAAAAACGUUACGUCACAGAUAAAGUAAAGAGCAAAAGGAACAUCAAUUUCGUCUUUGAUAUGUCAGAGAAUGCUGCCAGUAGAAAAAGUAAAAAAGUGUCACGCGGAAAAAGGCGCGAAACCGAACUGUCAAUACGCGAUAAAAAUAUUCACGUCAAUAUAAAAUGGAAGAAAGAACAAUUGAAGUUGAAAAUAACGAAAUCGAAGGAGGAAAGAAAAGUUUUGAAACAAUAUGUGUUGAAUUAUCCAGAAAAUUCACAAAGCGGUGUGCUUUUAAAACCGGACACGGAAAUAUCGCCUAUUAGAAGAAAAUUAAAGAAAACUGUAAAAAAAUCAGAUAAUUUAGUGCAAACGUCUAUUGAUAACUUUUUUAAAAUAAAGCUGCCGGAAAACUAACUUUAAGUAUGCAUGUACUGAUUUUAAGUUAUUUUAGCUUAGAUUCCACCGCACUUAACUACAUAUUAUAUUAAUAAGAAUGUAUUAAAUUAUUAUACAGGGUGU
This is a messenger RNA of Colias croceus (clouded yellow), 2674 nucleotides long. RefSeq lists its product as uncharacterized. Lineage: Eukaryota; Metazoa; Arthropoda; Insecta; Lepidoptera; Pieridae. Gene Ontology annotation, cellular component: nucleus. The transcript has 13 exons. The record is from RefSeq and is a predicted model, not a curated record. Bases 143 to 2569 code for a protein of 808 amino acids.